Messenger RNA from Nymphalis io (European peacock), 1914 nucleotides. Its product is annotated as trypsin-like. Gene Ontology annotation, molecular function: serine-type endopeptidase activity. Lineage: Eukaryota; Metazoa; Arthropoda; Insecta; Lepidoptera; Nymphalidae. The transcript has 6 exons. The coding region runs from base 134 to 1111 and encodes 325 amino acids. The record is from RefSeq and is a predicted model, not a curated record. Gene Ontology annotation, biological process: proteolysis.
AUAUUCAAGCGCUCAUAAUAAAUAACGAAUAAAAAAACUAAGCGAUAUGUUUUGAUUUAAAUAUUUAAUUCGAACGUUUUCUUUUUUCGAAUUGAGUGUUUUGUUUUUUAUAAUCUGUGUAAUUAAAAUCAAAAUGAUUAAAUCAAUUUUAAUGCUAACCAUUUUGAAUGUGUGUUCAUCCGACGUUUUUACGAGUCAUGUAAACCAUAUGGAGUAUUAUAAGAACCGAACUCGUCCCUCGAAAGCCUUCAACAGCUUCUCAACGAACUAUUUCAGUCAGAAUUCAAUCAAACCUGGCCGAGAAAAAGUGAAGUGCGGUACUAGGACAGUGGAUUUUACAUUACGACGAGGGAAAAUCGUUGGAGGUUCCGAGGCUCCCUAUGGGGCCUUCCCAUGGCAGGUGGAAAUCCAAAUGCUGGAUGCUGAUAAACUAACCUUCGAACAUCAUUGUGGAGGUGCAGUCAUUGCAGAGCGACUUGUGUUAUCCGCUGCACAUUGUUUUGAUAAACAACCACUCCAGUUGGACCACAUUAGAUUACUAGUGGGAGAGCAUCGUUUGAAAAUGCAGGACAAACACGAGAAUCGGUUCCUGGCUGAGAAGGUGGUUCCGCAUCCUGAAUUCAGGAAGAAUGGUCCACAUAGCAACGACAUAGCAGUCAUCCUUGUGUCACGUUCCGGCGUUCAGUUCAACAGUCACGUCAGACCGAUCUGUUUGCCCGACAAAGAUGACACAACCGGAAGAUGGUGUGCUGUCAGCGGCUGGGGAUAUCAGGCAGAAGCAACAGAGAAUUUCGCACCCGUUUUAAGAGCAGCAGCCGUGCCUGUGCUUGAUCAAACAACUUGCAGAAAGGAAAAAGUAUUAGGUGGAUGUCAGCAAACGAUAUUAGACUCUAUGUUAUGCGCUGGUAUCCUAUCUGGUGGUGUCGAUGCGUGUAAGGGUGACUCAGGUGGUCCCCUAGCAUGUUACAGCAAUCGUUGGCAAUUACAUGGCGUCGUGUCAUGGGGGUCCGGUUGUGCGAGGCGAGCACGGCCUGGUGUUUACACAAGAGUAGCUUCUUACGUUGAUUGGAUCAAAAUUACUGCUAAUUCUCUGGGACAAAGAAUAUAUUAGACUAUACUUGUAAGAAAUAUGUAAAAGCAUGUAUGCUUGCGAUUAAAAUGGGAUACUACCUUUUGGAACUGAUACACGCACGGUCCAGCCGCGUUUCUUACCUAUUAGGAUUUUCCGUCGUGAUUUAUCAAUGUAUUAUUUAAGAUAUUUAUGACUGUAUUUUAGUAAUUAGAUUAAUAAUGAAUGAUAAUUGACGGGCCAAUUGGCGUGGUUGGUAGAUACUUGCCUUUCACGCCGAAGGUUGUGGAUUCGAUUCCCACCCAGGACAGACAUUUGUGUGCAUGAAUAUGUCUGUUUUUCCUGAGUGUGGUUGUAAUUAUCUAUAUAAGGAUGUAUUUUCAAAAGAAAAGUAGUGUAUGUAGUAUAUCAGUUGUCUGGUUUCCAUAGUACAAGCUCUGUACAAGCUUAGUUUGAGAUCAGAUGUCCGUGUGUGAAUAAUGUCCCAUUAUAUUAUUAUUAAAAGAGAGGGGGGUAAAAGUCAAUAACGCGAUAUCAUUCUUUCAGUUUAUCAUUCAUACAUAUAUGUAUACAUAAAUCCUAACAUCCUAGAGUUGUAUAAUUAUGGCUUGAAAUUCGCUCGUUAUUUGUUAAUGGUUCGGUUAGUACUGAGUGCUAUAAUUUAUUUACUUACUGCCAAAAUUCGCCUUGGCCAUGACAUCCGACUAACACGAAAAAGUCUUUAAAUUUUUUGGGUUAAUAAAUAGCCUAUGACACUCACAAAUAAUGUGGCUUUCUAUUGGUAAAAUAAUUUUCAAAAUCGGUUCAGUAGAUCUAGAGAUACAACCUCACAAACUUAAUUUUUU